Molecule: messenger RNA, 3027 nt
Organism: Pseudopodoces humilis (Tibetan ground-tit)
Lineage: Eukaryota; Metazoa; Chordata; Aves; Passeriformes; Paridae
Gene: GALNT14
Product: polypeptide N-acetylgalactosaminyltransferase 14
Biological process (GO): protein O-linked glycosylation
Cellular component (GO): Golgi apparatus
Molecular function (GO): polypeptide N-acetylgalactosaminyltransferase activity
Source: RefSeq, a predicted model, not a curated record
AUGAGGCGGCCGACGCGGCGGCUGGCGCUGUCUCUGCUGGGGGUGCUCUGGCUCGCCGCCCUCCUCCUCUUCUUCUUCGGGGCGCGGAGGAAGUUGGAGGCGGCGGAGCCCGAGGGACACACGCCGGAGGAAUCGGACGUGGACUGGGACGACCUUUGGGAUCAGUUUGAAGAGCGGAGGUACCUGAGUGCCCGGAGGUGGAAGGGCGGCGAGGACCCGUACCGGCUCCAUGCCUUUAACCAGCGGGAGAGCGAGAGGAUCCCCAGUGACCGCGCUGUCCGCGACACCCGCCAUCACAGGUGUACGACUUUGCACUACAGCCAGGACCUCCCGCCCACCAGCGUGGUCAUCACCUUCCACAACGAGGCCAGGUCCACCCUGCUAAGGACAAUUCGGAGCGUGCUGAACCGCACCCCGGUGCACCUCGUCCAUGAAAUCAUACUCGUGGAUGACUUCAGUGAUGACCCUGAUGACUGCCGCUUGCUGGGCCAGCUCCCCAAGGUGAAGUGCUUGCGGAAUGGACGGCGGGAAGGUCUGAUCCGGUCCCGAAUCCGAGGGGCAGAUGUGGCAAAAGCAGGUGUCCUGACAUUCCUGGACAGUCACUGCGAGGUGAAUAAGGACUGGCUGCUCCCUCUGCUGCAGAGGAUCAAAGAGGAUCCCACCCGAGUGGUCAGUCCUGUUAUUGACAUCAUCAACCUGGACACUUUUGCCUACGUGGCAGCUUCCUCAGACCUCAGAGGAGGUUUUGACUGGAGUCUGCAUUUCAAAUGGGAGCAGCUUUCCCCGGAGCAGAAAGCCAAACGACUUGAUCCCACCGAGCCCAUUAAGACACCCAUCAUUGCUGGGGGGCUGUUUGUGAUCGACAAGGCCUGGUUCAACCACCUGGGGAAGUACGACAGUGCCAUGGACAUCUGGGGUGGGGAGAACUUUGAAAUCUCUUUCCGUGUGUGGAUGUGUGGAGGGAGCCUGGAAAUCAUCCCCUGUAGCCGUGUUGGACACGUCUUUCGGAAGAAACAUCCGUACGUCUUUCCAGAGGGAAAUGCCAAUACAUACAUUAAGAACACCAAGCGCACGGCCGAGGUGUGGAUGGACGAGUUCAAGCAGUACUACUACGCCGCCCGGCCCGCAGCCCAGGGGAGGCCUUUUGGGAACAUCCAGAGCAGAGUGGAGCUGCGGAAGAAGUUGAAAUGUCACAGCUUCAAGUGGUACCUGGAGAACGUUUAUCCCGAACUUCGGAUUCCCGAGGAGUCGCUCUAUCAGACUGGGAUAAUCAGGCAAAGGCAGAGCUGCCUGGAAUCACACAAGUCUGAAGACCAAGAGCUCCCCAUCCUGAGCUUAAAUCCUUGUAACAGCAGCAAGGGCGCAGUACCAAAGGCACAGGAAUGGACGUACACAUACAACCACCAUGUCCGCCAGCAGCAGCUGUGUUUGUCUGUGUACACCCUCUUCCCUGGUUCCCAGGUGCUGCUGUCACCUUGUAAAGAAGGUGACAAUAAGCAGCGCUGGGGCAAGGUCGGGUCACACAUUGAACACAUAGCUUCACGCUUCUGCUUGGACACGGAGACCAUCGGGGACACGAACGAGAGCAUUAAAGAGCUCGUCAUCAACCCCUGUGAGAGCACAGCCAUGAGCCAGCGCUGGGACAUGGUCAUGUCUUGACCUGCUGCGGGAUGUGCACGGAAGGGACGGCUGAGAUGCACCAGAUGGGGUUCAAAUCCAAACCAUUGGGGGUCCCUGUGCUUUGUGGGACAGGAGGAGAAUCAUUCCAAUAAAAAUGGGACACGGCACUCCAGGUGAAGCAGCGGGUGUUGACCGCCAGGCACGCAGCUGGUGUUGGCCUGGUGAUGAUCAAGGAGGAGGGAUGGCAGAAAAACAAGUUUGAAAUGUUUUAGAGGGGCACCUGGGCUCCUGCAAUGGGCUGUACAGAACUUCAGCAUGCACAGCAUUGGUUAAUCUCCCUGGAAACACGGGUAGAAGAGCCUUCAAUGCCUAAAGGAGACUUGGGCUGAGCAAAACAAGCAUCUCAGUAGUUCUUGGGGGUCGAGGUGGGUGCACAAGGUGGGAUGCACCAAGGGAUGCUCAGAAACAUCGCCGGAGAUCAAGUGGAAGACACUGAACUAUUUUUGCACUUUGCUGUGGAUGUUUCUGUCUUCUGCAGACAGCGUGGGUGGAGCUGUGUUGCACAUUUGAAUUGGUACGUGAUCCAUGUCCGUGUUGUGUAUACAGAGGCAGAGCAAUCCUUGAUGGCUGUGGAUCAGAACGGCGAGUGAUGGGGGAAUCCUACUCUGCGCUAACUGCACACGGUGCUUGUUGCAUCUCCAAAGCCCAAGCAAACAGAGGAUUCACUGCGUGAGAUUAAAGGAUAUAAAUUUCUCUCAAGCUGUGAGGAAAGGCAGUAACGUGAUUAUUUCUCCUCUCUGAAGGCCGUGGGUUGCUGAAAACUCCCCUAAAAUUCUGCUAUGGGUCUCUCACUUCUCUGCUUCAGAUCUGGACUAAUUUAAAUAUUUUCACUUUUCUUCCAUAAAAGUAAUAUUUUUGGUAAUUGAAGGUAAUUGUGUCAUAUUUCUGUUUCCCAAUUUCCAAACUACAGAUGAAGGGACUCCCAUAAAGUGCUGCUACUGAUGGAAUGGUGAAGGUUUAAUUUUUAAUUAAAUUAGAGACUGCUCCAAGAAAGGAAAAGGGUUAUUACCUGUGUUUGUUUCCCAGUUACCUUGUAGCCCACAAUGUACUGAAGGAAAGGUUUGGGAUUCCCCAUUCAUACCUGCGAGCAGGGCAGCCUGGGCCACGAUGUAACUCUCUCUCAAAGUCACUUGGCAUAGUCAGACCAGGCAAAAAUUAUUUCCUCAGCUUUUGGAGAUAAGUCUUUUACCAGAGAUCGUAUCAGGUGCUGCCACUGUGUGGGAGUGAGGUGACUGCCUGAGGAGAGUAGGACAGACAACCUCAGGAGGGGUCAUAGGACUAGAAGACUGGAAGGUCCAGCCUGUCUUUCAGGGCAGCUGUCACUACUGCCCCAGGUAACAGGCUGUG